Molecule: messenger RNA, 705 nt
Organism: Bipolaris maydis ATCC 48331
Lineage: Eukaryota; Fungi; Ascomycota; Dothideomycetes; Pleosporales; Pleosporaceae
Molecular function (GO): ubiquitin protein ligase activity
Source: RefSeq, a predicted model, not a curated record
AUGACGCCAACCAAGGCUCAAGACACUCCCAGCAAGCUAGAAUCAAUCUGUGUCGGCAACAGGAUUGUUCACUUCAAGGUCUCCAAUAUAGAACGACGCUUCAGUGUCCACGAAGAUCGUAUAUGCAAGACCUCAAAAUUAUUCAAAGACCGUCUCCAAAAACGUCGCAAACGCAUGUUCCCAACCGACGAAUGCUGCAUCUGCACCGAUACUCUUGAUCCCAUCGUCAAAGAUAUUUCCUUCUGCACCAACUGUGGCCAAAAUUUCCAUGAAUCAUGUAUGGAGACCUGGAAGAAUUAUAGAAGAACCCCUAGGAGAAAGAAUUCCCCAGCAAACUGUCCAACGUGCCGCGCCAGCUGGAAGACAGACUCGCCCUUGUCCAAUCUGAAUGUAGAGACUGAACUCGAUGCCGAAGCUGUGCAAAUUUACAUGGACUGGGUAUACACAUCUGACUUAGAGACUCCGGCAGUGAUUUCGCUGGAGACUGACGCUUUCACCCUCAUCACGCUCAAACUCUGGGCUGCUGCCAAUGCCUUCCAAGACCGUAGGUUCAAGUUACAUGUCCGAAAUCUAUUAUUCCUUCGACCUGACGCAUUCCUUCGAAUGGAAAGUGUAAACUUGGCUUCUGUGGAUCGGGAAUCCUACGACGAGAUUCGGGAGUUCUUAAGGCGAUGGGCCCAAAUGAUCAAAAGAGAAAGCCUGUAA